UGGUCAAAUUUUGAUCGAUGGCGAUAGUUCCCCUCUGUUGCAUUCAUCAAUCAGGAUAGUAAAAAUUGAUUCGGCGUUGCGCAUCGAUUUUUUUUUUAACGAACGCAGAUAUCUCUCAGAGGUUGGUGUAGAUUUCUGGCUCGUUCGUUAGCGAGAAUGCCGACUGUUAGCCAUUCUUAGCUUUGAAGGAAUCACCGACGAACGAAGCGGUAGAAAAACGAAUAAAGGACCGCAUAAUACGAAAGUGGAAGAGGUGCCCCCGUCUUACACUCUUCUUUUUCCUGAAAUCCUUCCAGAAAACCGUGCAUUCUAUCGUCGGGACGUUUCUCCCUUUCGAGGAAGAAUGUCUUCCUUUGAGCACGAUUUUUGUGAAAAAUGUUCCUCGGUAUUUUCCAGCGAGCUCAUUGCUAUAAGGUUGACUUCACUUUAAGAAAAGGAUUAAGAACGUUUGCAAGUUCGGCGAUAUAGAUGCCAUUGAAAAAUGGAAAGAACGUUGUAUAUUAACAAGGAAUGUUUCUAUAGGGGCCGAUGACAAUGGACUCGCGGCGGAACUUUUCAUUUCAAACAAACCGACAGCGAAGAUUAAGUAUGAUAUCAGUCAAAUACUGGAGUAACUGUAAACACUCGAACGACACAGGUCGCGAUCGUAACAAACAAUGGAACGCAACUACUUCAUAAAAUCACCGAGAGAUUUCAAACUCCAGCGUAACGGGGGCAUGGAAGAAAGAUCAACAGAAUUGCGAUCAAUAAGUAGUGCCGGGGAAUGCAUAAAGCCCGCUUGAAAAGCAAUCCUCGUUAUAUCUUUGCAGAGGCAAAUUACGAUUAAACUGCAAAAAGAGAUGAAAAUCCAAACGGAAAUGCUAAUGAUUAUAAUCGUUGAUUAUAAUUUCUAAUUGAUGACUUGUAUCCUUCGGUCUCGACGACAUCACGAAUGCUACAUAAAAAGGAUAGGUAGAUCUGUGUGUAUAUAGGUAGAGUUUAGUGAUAAAAUUAGUAAUUAACACUAAAUCUACCACGACCGGUCAAAUGACCAAUUUCAAAUUUUUGUAUACAGUUCUUACAUGCUGUAUAUAAAUUAUAUAUUAUACAAUUGUUUCAUGCAUCAUUCAAUUUAGUUCGGCGCAAAACAUUUUUGAAUUUCAUUGAAGAAAGUGUCUCUAAGACUAGUAAUUUCUCUCAUCACGAUAGAAAUGGUUACAAAUGGACGCCGGUAAGUUUAGUGUUAAAAAUAAUGUUCGUUUAAAAAGAAAUUCCCUUUCUCGCUGUACCGUCUGAAAAAUACAGACAGCUAGUCGGUAAAUACAGUCCCAAUCUGUGCCUUAAAAAAAAAAAAGAAUAAAAGAAACGUGGAAAGAGUUCUAAAUUUAGGGGACCAUACCCUGUUCAGACAACACAGCCACAUAAACUCUACGUAUACCGAACAUCAUUUUUACGAUCCCGUCACUCCGUGCACACGAAAACCAGAGUUCCCAGAGCUUGCGGAGUCGGACGUUGAUACACAUCCGGCUGGAACUGGCCCGCGGGGCCAUAGUUCGCCGAGUCCCGACUGCGGGCUAUGCAACAAGAAACAAAACCAGAAGAUAAGAGAAAGGGUUAAAGUAGUAAAGCAACGAUGUUAGAACUAUCCAGCAGACGUCGACGGUCUGUGUGCUCCGGCCGCGGAGGCUGCGCGGAAAAAUCGAUAGCCAACGCGAACCGACGGCGUCGUCGUCGUCGUCGACGUCGGCGGUGGCGGCGGCGGCGGCGUUGGUGGUAAUGCUAGUGGUGGUGGCGAGUAGCAGCGCGAUAGAGUCGGACGGUGCAGUCAACGUUGGGACCGGCAGCCCAAAAGACACACGCGGAUCUGACACGUUCUCCACAACCCCCUAACCCCCUCCCACGUCGAGCCACCCCUCUAUCUGGCACCUUUGACACCCCGAUCUUUCGUACGGCCCUGAGCGAGAGUACGCGACGUGCUCUCGUGCGGGACUUCUUUCCCUUCGAGCACGAUCCGACGGUCCGCAGGCAAACGGACACAAAGGAGCCGCGACGUUACGUAUCGGCUCGCGGUGCUCGUUCGUGACGGACGUGCAGUGGGUGUGUGAUGGAAAAUGCAACGCGUGGUGACGCGACGUGAUGAGACGUGAAGCGAUACGACGCGGUCACGGCGACGCUUUCCUUUCGGUUCUUUCGUCACUACCUGCCUACCUGGCCGCCCCCGCUCCGUACCGAUCGCGUGUGUGAGCCCGAGAUAAAUGCAAUGUUGUGACGCGUGACGCCGGUUGGUCGCACGUCGUUUCGUACGCUACGGGGAUACUUUGCCACCACGUUCCUUCGGCACCUCUUUCGCGCCUGCGACUGUGGAUGAUAAAUCCUCGAGCGAACGGUAGACCUCGCCACGGGACACUCGUUCAACCGCGACCACCAUGCGUGUGCAAGGACCGAACGUACAUGACGUGAACACCUGUGAAAUAGGCUGCGUUGUUUUGCUCGCACGGGCUCGGGCCACCAUUUGCCUUUAACCCCGGCACGACCGCGACUUCCAAUCUCGAACGAUGCGGUACGAUUCGUUGUCGAAACUUUUGUGACUUUUGAUGGAGGACGAGCAUUCAAAGCGGAAAAAGAUUGUGCCGGACUAAUCCGCGAUUUCUGUUUGACGCUAAAACGGAGUAACAAUGAAAAUCCGCGCAAAGAUGUGUUUGAAUCCAGUCGAGCAAGCUGUUCGUUGAGGCGUGUCAUGGAUAACGAGGCGUCGAGCCUGGAUCUCUGACUGUGGCGCGAUGCAGUGAAAUUUGGUGGCGAACAUGAGACAUUAGGCUAGUAUCGGACGCGAUAAACGUACGAAUUAAUUGUUAAUCGAGCAUUGUAAUAAUUUCUAUACACGAUGGACGUUUUGUCGUGGACGAAGAGGCUGCGCAAGAGAUGCAUGACGUUUCUGAAGAUGAUGAGAAGAGGUGAUCGACCCAUCGAUUUCUGCGAUCAAACGUUCCACGCAUUGUUCGCUAACGAACGCGUCGACGACGAACCCGAGGGGACGAUUCCAGGCGACGAAACGAACGACGUUUUCGAAGACGACUAUCGAUCGGGUUACUUUUACGGGAAUAAGUACGUUUGCAACUCGUCGAGGAUCCAAUAAGUAACCGCAUUCGAGAUGUGCAUUAUGAAGCGGGGCAAGAUUUUCAGCAGAAGAAUUCCCUUGUGAACAUUUCUAGUCAAGAUUAUCUUUGAAAAAGAAAAAACUGACGAAUGGAAGGUGCGAAACUUCCCUCGAUUUUUAGCAUUCGGAGAACACUGGUGUCUCUCUUAAUGGAACCGCGCGAAAUUACGACUCUCCAGGAGCGCUCGAGAGAUUUUGAGAAUUGGACGAUGCUGGAACACGGAAUCGGCGUGCUCAGUGAGAACGCGAAGCGUUUCAGGAUGCAGGGACGACAGGAUUCCACUUGCACCGGUUAAAAUGAAUCGCAGGGAGGACCCGCUGUUGCGGCAGCAUCGCAGCCAGUUGCUGCAAUUAGCCGAGGCGACAAACAUCAAGCCUGGCCGUGGCAGCGGGAGAAGGCGAGGCCAGAGGCAGUCUCACGGCUUCGGACCCAGUAACGGAGGACCGAGCGCCGGAGGCCGCGUGACCCUGCAGGAUAUCGUGAGAAGCGAUCCUGGAUACACGCCAAACAUCGAGCAUUUAGUUUUUCCGGAGCGCAAGAGCAGCAAUCCAAAUUUGGCCAAAACGGCCGACGAAUCCCCGCCGAAUAAAUCCAAAUCGAACACGACGAGCUCGGGGAGAUCCAGGCUCGCCGAGGUCUUUUCCAGACAUUACUCCAGAGGGUCCUCGCAGGACUCGUCGGUCACAUCCAGGAAGAACCAUUUAAACAGCACGUCACUGGACAGCGGAGGUGCGGCGUCCCAUCAGACGGCUGGUUCCGGAGGAACAACGAGAAGCGCAGGGCGGCGUUGGCUGUCGCAGAGCUCGCAAUCCUCGAGCAGACAACAUUCGGCCGAGGACGGGGUACGUGGGGGCAACGUGGGCGUCAUAGGGCCCGUUUCGUCCUCGUCCUCGAGCCAGGCCCCUGCUCCCGUCCUGCCGCCUCGUAGAGUCAGUCCAGCCGCGGAUUCAACCGACAUCUCGAAUACGGCCGGCGGCUCCCGCGGCGACAGAGGUCCGAACGUGUCGAUUCUGCACUUACGCAGCACUUCCGAUCCUUGGGAAGUGGGUUCUCAAGGAUCCACGUACAGCGUGGGCAGUAAUAAAAGCCAAACCGGUAGCAGAGGAAAAUCAAGCGGUAGCACACGCGGCUCGUACACACGUGGCACUUCAAUACCAUCCUUAAAACGUCACGACGCUACGGCAUCGAUAUCGUCGAGCUCGAGUUUAAAACAGCAUCGACAGGAGAGCCACGGACAGGUGACGAGUUCGCGUCGUCGGGAAUCCUCGAAUUCGUUCCUGUCGGGCAACAGCGGCACUUCCGGCGAACUUUUCAUCAGCGGCGACUGCAGCAGGGAAUUGUCGCCGGUGAGAUGGUGCGACAGAGAGGUGGACGGGGUCUAUUUGGGUCGAUCGGGUUGGGUCCAGGUACAACAAAGGUCUCUGGACGAGAAUCGAAGGAUAAGUUACGAGAGCAGCUUGGUCACCGCAGCCACGGGCACUCUACCCCUACCGCGUCGGGCAACGGUGAAAUUGGCUGACUACCAUUGCAACAGCGAGCCAGGGAAAUGCCCUCAAGAAUUUUCGAGAUUGGACAGUCAAAGGCCGGACUAUCUGGCCCUCCACGGUCAGGAUUUCGAGUACGUGGCGAGCAGCGCUUGCACAUCGCCGCACAGUAUCCCGGAAUCUUACUCCCCGCCGUCGAUCACCCCGAUCAUAUCACCUCCACCAGCCUUUCAAGACGUGGUCGGUAAAAGGUCUUCCUCGAAGCACUCUUCCGGCCGUGGCAACUACGGGAAGCCGUUUUUGCCGCGAUCGAACGCCAUAGUGGACAGCGACAUCAUCAGCCCGCCUCCGUCGCCGCCACGUCAAAUCAAUUGGAGUUCCUUGCCGUCUUCCUCUCGGAAAUCGUCGAACGCGCCAUCCAGGCCCAGAAGGCAGAACACCAGUCAACAGCAGCAGCAACAGCAGCAGCAGCAACAACAACAGCAGUAUCGAAUGGCGCAAGCUAAAUCGCUGGAGGAUCAAUCCUCCACGAGGAGAUCGCAGUUUAUUCAGCGUUAUAUGGAGUCUUCGAGUUCGUCCUCCUCGUCGAUGGGCUUCAGGAGUCUGGACAGCUGCGUCACGAGGGCCACCAUGCCCAGAUUGGCCGAGAACACGGACUCCUCGGUGGAGGGAUACGACGACGGCGACGAGGACGACAAUCCCAGCUCCUCCUUGAAUCUCAGUUUGGUCUCGUCCUCGAUCAUAGCGUUGAACUCGUCCACGGAGUCGAUCCGCGCGAACGGCGAGAGAAUUUCGCCGAACAGGCAGAGCCGUCAUCACAGAAGCCAACAGGGAUUGAGGAGAUCGCCAGGCUCGUCGGAAUCCGGGAAGCAGUUGUCGUUUAAUUCACCUUCCUCCUCGUCCUCGUCGUCGAGCAGCGCCGAGAGGCAGGGCAGAUCACCGACGCCAAAUCCUUUUAGACGCGGCAACCCUUCGAGGCAACAUCAGAGCGCCAGGACGGCGCAGGUGUCCCCGGAAUCUCAUCAAUCUAAAGUAAGGAGAUCCAGAAGUCUACAAUUACCCGAGAAGAGGUCUCCCGGCACCGCGGCUCCGAGCAGAGACCACUCGAGGGAGUCUAACGAGCCCCAUAGAGUCGUUGUUAAAAUUUCCAAUGACCGAGGAAACGAUAGGAAACGCCACACGCUUCAAAACAGAAAAGCACAGUCGACCGAGGACGCAUUGAACGAAGAUCUUCUCCGUGAAACGGAGACGGUAACCGAGUUUCUAUACGGAACGAGAAGCCGCGUGGUGGCCAGAAAUCUCCACCCCAGUCGCUUUGAUCGCCGGGAGGAUAGUCAGGAGCAAAGGCGAGGGAAUCCGAGCACUUACGACGUUUACUUUAUAUCAUCGAUGCAGCAGCAGUCUUUGAAAUCGGCCGGUUCGUCGAUGCAACAAUCGCAGCAGCAGCAGCAGCAGCAGCAGCAGCAGCAACAACAACAACAGCAGCAGCAGCAGCAGCAGCAGCAACAGUCCAGACGACCGAAGACUCUACAAAGGGGCGCGACUACCCCUAACGCGAAUCCUGCGACGGCUAACCACGACUUUUGCGUCAGCCCUGACACGAAAUUGCGUUGCAACAGCAGCACCUGCGACUUCUGGCCGCACUGCUCGCAGAGAGACACGCUGUACUCUCCCAGUCAGGCCCCUGUAUUCAUGAAGUUGUCCCAGAGCUAUCCUGCCCAUCAGCGACUCCCCACGGACACCGGUGGCCACGCGAGCAGAGGAAGCGCCAGCUCGUCCCCAGCUUCGUUAGAGCGAAUGGACGAACGCGAGUACCGUGAUCGCGAGACAACGUCGCGCAGGAAUCGAGGUAAUCGCGAUCAAAAUAAUUCCAACUCGUCCAAGUAUCAGGACAGGCAGCCGAAGAGCGUGCUGAAGCAACCGAAUCGAUGGUCGCCGCUCGAAGGAUCCAAUGGGAAUACCACGACCACGGAGAAGAGGGAGCAUCAUCGAUUUUAUAGAAAACCCGAGUUCGCCGGUAGCUUCGAAGGUUGCGAAAACAAGGACAGAAAAGUGUCACCGGUGCAGGGGAAAGGUAUCGUGAACCGAUCGCCCAGUGGUCAUGUUGUAUCGUCGUCGACCACCUCGUCGUCUUCCAGCAGCGAUAUUUGGGUCACCACGUCCGAUCGAACGGUGACGAAGAGUCCGAGGAACGCGAAAAGUUCCGGGGCAUCCACCCCGAUGGAGGACGCGGUGAUUGGCUCCCUGAAGACGCUGAUGGAACCGCCGAGAGACGGGAUGCUGUCCAGGCCUGGAAGUGCUCCCACGAGAGGGGACGAUUCCCUGCCAGGAGAUAUUUGUUUGGACCCUCAUCAGCGAUCGCUGUCUCUGCCGAAAUCUUUUCUGACGCACAACACCGACGGCAACAACAAAGGAGGUUCUUGGCAACGUGGGCAGAAUUCCCAAAGGUCGAGCCCCAGCCCCAGUCGACGUCACCACACGCAGGAAGCAGCCGCGCCUCACACAGCUCCUGUUUCCCCGUUGCACGAUCAACGCUUGGGCGCGUACCCUGGUAAGGAGAAAAGACGAAUUCCUGGGCUGAGCAAGGCGCAGAGGCGUAUCAAAGCGUCGAGCACGCCGGCGCUCUUAGAUCGUGAAGUGGAAAGUCGACAGUGGUCGGGGGACGAAGAGGACGAGGGUACAACCGGUCACGUAACAACCGAGCAUCCUUUGGCCGAGGCGACGAUUCCCUUGGUCUCCCAUUCGCGUCUCCAAGAGCAACCCUCUAACUUGAGUGCCAAUAUCGUGACCACUUCCGGAACCCAGAAUCCUCCCCGUUCGAGCACGCAGAGCCAACAAGAAAGCGUUCUACAGAAAUUCAGGAAGAGCUUCUCCUUGAGGUUUCACAAAAAGGGCAGCAAAGAGAGCACCGAGAGCGAGUUCCCGGUAGAAGAUAACGACGGUUCCGGCCCUUUGGACGAAGAAGAGGAACGAGACCCGCCGAUUGUGUCUGAACAAACUCCUCAGCAUAAGGAGGAUACCAGUAACGACCAGAAAUUUCGGUUCGGUCCUCUCGUAUGGAGAAGCAGCAAGGAGAGGAAAAAGGGCAACAAAGCUGCCAGAAAUGCGAAAUGCAACAGCGGUGACAGUGGAAUACAGAUCGAGAUGGUAUCUGGUGGAGCAUUGACUGGGGGCAGUGGUGGUGGAAUGAUGGGGGGUGGUGAUAGCUCCGAGUCCCACGACACAGAUGUCCAAGACGAGACUGACAGCCCUCCAGCCCUUCGUAGGCGAGUCGCCGACAAAUCACGACCCCAGUCCGAGCUCAUCAACCAGAUACUGAUCGACAAGUUUAAGGCGGAUCUCCAGAGUCGAACGUCGAGGCACCAGCAUGUAAGAAGAACGAACAGCGAUUUAGGAGGUCAGAGGUUACUCCAGUGGGACACGAGGUCUGGUUACAGCCACGCGCACAAUUAUCGCAGGAUGCUCUCGACUCCUUCGCCUAUCAAGACGAGGCCUCCAAGGCUCAGUCCGAGACAUUCCUCCCAUGACAUCGUUACGCUGAGAAGUAACGCGAAAGGGAGGAGUUCUCGGACAAAUUUGAGGCGUUCACUUAGCCAACCACUGGGUAUCAAUCAGCUAUCACCCUUGAUGCGCACCAAAACUGCAGGCGCGAGGUUGCCCGGUGGAAACGUCCUGUCCGAGGACGAACAGGACGGGAGAGGUGGAACGUCCGACGACGAGAUGAUGUCCGACUCCGAAUCCUCCAUCGCCUCCUUGACGGACAGAAAGAAGUCCUUCGAGCAGACGAUGGACGAGGAGGUUGUAAUACUGGCUGAAGCUGUUUGGGACCACGUGGCGAUGGAACCAGAGGAGCUGGCUUUUCGUGCUGGCGACGUGAUUGAGGUCCUGGACAACCUGGACAAGGACUGGUGGUGGGGUAACUGCAGAGGCGAGCAUGGGUGGUUCCCGGCUGCAUUUGUCAGGUUACGCGUAAGCCAAGAAGACACUGUCGAGGAUUGUUUGGCUGCGAUGGCCUCCGGAGGAACGUCCACUACCCAACUGAGAAGACGCACCAGCGUUUCGCUUCUGUCGAACGAGCAAGUCAGGGCGAGCGUUGUUCGAGAACUGGUCCAAACAGAACGGGACUUCGUUAAAGUACUGAGAGACGUCGCGGAAGGCUACGUGGCCGAAUGUCGACGGCGGACGGACAUGUUCAACGAGGAACAGAUAGAAACGAUUUUUAUCAACCUCGAGGAGCUGCUAGACUUCCAGUCCGAGUUUUUGAAGGAUCUCGAGUCUAGCAUCGACUGGAACGCUCCGUACAAGAGUUGCGUCGGUGAAUGUUUCCUCAACCACAGGGCGGGAUUCCGUAUGUACUCGGAGUACUGCAACAGUCACCCGAUGGCCACCGCCACGUUGCAAGAACUGUAUCAGCAUAACCGUUAUAGUAAAUUCUUCGAAGCAUGUAGACUAAUGAGAGGAUUAAUAGAGAUUCCUUUGGACGGGUAUUUGUUAACGCCUGUGCAACGAAUAUGUAAAUAUCCGCUUCAAUUGGCGGAGCUGUUGAAAUACACGAAAGCUGACCACCCGGAUUACCUUAAGAUUCAGGAAGCUCUAGAGGCAAUGCGAGAUGUUGCGGUUUUAAUCAACGAAAGGAAGAGGCGAAUGGAGAGUCUCGAGAAGCUUGCUGCGUGGCAGUUAAGGGUUGAGGGGUGGGAGGGUGAAGAUCUCAUAGAAGUUUCAUCCCAGUUAAUUUACCAAGGCGAUGCGAUGAGAGUCACCACUGGCAUGUGGACGAACAACAUCACCCUCUUCCUGUUCGACCAUCAAUUAGUUUAUUGUAAAAAGGAUAUAUUAAAAAGAAACAAUUACGUAUAUAAAGGUCGAAUUUAUCUUGACACCAGCGAAGUAAUUGACGUGCCUGACGGUAAAGAUCAUCAGUUGGGAGUGACAGUGAGACACUGUCUGAAGGUGUACAGUUGCGUUCGAGAUAAAUGGUUGCUCUUCUGCUGUCGCACGGCGGAAGAGAAGCGUCGGUGGUUGGCAGCCAUGGCGGAGGAACGGAGACUAGUUGCUCAAGACAGGAACGAUGGUCUGGAGUUUCCAGCUGCAGCCAGACAAUUAGCCAGGCUCGCGGCGACCAGGCAGCAGAACAGACCACCAAUCAAACCUCGCAAUAAAGCGUACAAAAGGGAGUCCGCUUACGACAUGCCAACUGUGGUUGGUCAAGGAGCAACGAACUCGUUAGGACGUAAGGUUGGCACUUGGUUCACGUUUGGUAGCAGCAAAAAAAGUACUCGACCUCAGCCGUCCUGAGACAGGCCUACCUUCGUGCCAUACAUUGACUUGUGAAAGUCUUACGAGGAGCGCUUAAUCGUUGCUUGGCGACCAUGACUUGAAUGCACGUUACUUGACGUUUGAGGAACGAAUAUAUGUAGUAACGAACCAAUCCUGACCCCCUUCGUUAUCUUCGAGCCUCAAAGUUUCACGGAAACGAAAUAAAGGUUGUACUUCAUUCGCUGGGAAUGCAAACGGUCUUAAGCGCUUGUCACAUGUAUGGAGCGAAGGUAAUUAAUCAAUGUAUCAUUAAAUUUCAUUUUACAAUUGUUAUCAAUUGAAUGACAUCGAUAAAAGUCGUUAACGGAAUACCAUCGCGUUACAGUUUCCAUCAGUCCAGUCAUAGUAUUCUUAUUUAAUUUAAAAAAGCAUUUCCACGAAAAUGAUCGUACGUUUGUGUCAUCGACCAUAUUUAUUUCACUGCCUCACGAAAAGAUUUUUGAUUAAACGUUCUAUUGUAUUGCAAUCGCGAGGAUCACUGCACGGAGUGACAAGGUAUUAUCACUUAGAUUUCUCUAGUAAAUAAUAAACGUUGUUUAUUCGAAAUAAAAGUUACACCGCAGGAAAUAACGUUAAUUAAAAUUAAUUAAAUUUUACGCAAAGAAGAAUACGCGCACAAGCUACGCUUACGCAAACGUUUUGACGAAGAGAGCAUUAUGAUGUGCCGAGAAGUAUAUAUAAACGUAAGAAAUAUGGAGAUUCUAACGACGAAAGAUACUGAGACAAGUAUCGUCGGAAAGUAUAGUUACUGAGGGAAGAAAUGCAUCGAUCGAUGAGAUAAAUACACUUACUAUUAGACGUAGAUAAUACAUGUAUAAAGCCGCUAGCGAGCUUUCGAGUACUAAAGAGAAAGUACUAGUCACUCUUAUCACGCAGUUGUACGAAGAACAGUGAUAAAACUUUAGUGUUAUUCGACCGCUUGAAUGAGUGUUGUGAGCAAUGAACGGAUUAGCAACGGCCAUACAUUUUUUUUUUUAUGGUAAUCGAAAGACUGACGACAGAAAUGCUUCUUUCUCUGUAGAACUACAAGGGAAUCGGUACGAGGAUAGCACUGAGAGAAAAGUGUAAUCGAAAUAUAAAGAAAUUUCACCGUAGACGAGUAUUUAUAGUUCGGAUCAUCUUUCGAAUUGUACUCCUCUGUUCGAUAAUCUAGAUAGUCUUCUAGGACGCACACAUUAGGAUAAUGUUGACUGUAGCGUUGUCUUGGAGACUUCUCUCUCAGUGAAGUAAACCGUAUCACGGCACAUAUUUGUAGAAAUGAAUCUCGAGAGUAAAAGUCACGCGAUAUUCCUUUUACUGCCUAAAAUUAUCGUCACUCCACCUGAAGCAGUAAUCGUAAAAUACUCAACGUAGUUUGUACGGAGAUUUUAAAUUUGGUAAAGAGACGAAGAAAAUUAUAUUUCUACGUCGUAACAGAGAGACAGUAUUAACGAUACAGGUAUCACUAAACGUGUAAAUAAUCGCAUAUCAAGCCUCCUUUUCUACUGCUGCUUAAGCAGUGUCUAAAGUUAACACCCCCCCAGAAGAUAUCUUUCAAAGUUUUUCUACUCUUGUACAGGAAAAUGUUACGCGAAUAUCAUAAUGAAAGCCAGUCAGCCAGCAAAAACCUCUGUGUUUUGUAUGCAAACGUAAAUUAACAACAUUGUAAACGUUGUCUGUGCAAUUAUUUAUCACAGAUGAAUAAAUUAACGUUUUCAAAAAAUAAAAAAAUAAAACUGAUCCACCGAUUGUGAAAGUUUUCAACACUGCCAAUAUGUUUACUAUAUAUGUCUUCGUUCGUUUGUAUAUUUUCUCGUCACGCUUGACGCAUAAAAUACUUUUUGAAGUAUAUAUGUAUACGUUUAUAAAAGCAAAAAAAGGAUAAUCGUUAUUUUGUAUUAGCGGACUUUUCAUAUUUCUCUGUCUUCGAACGUGAUUUAUUAGACGAAAUAUUUGCGAAUGAAAAACAAUACACAGAAGUAUAUUUUUGCUUAUUUUCUGGCAUUGUAUUUACUAUAGGACGAGGACAAUAUGAUGACAAAAUGGAGGAGCAAGAUUCCUACUCAACUGUACAGAGAUCAUUAACCAUCGAUGUGUAGACUAGGGGCAAAACAAUUUGUUGCUGGACCUAACUCAUUUAAGAGUUAUUUUUAUAGAACAAAUUUAUUUGUUCGAAUACAAUUUCUCUGUAAGCAUUGCUAUCUAAGAACGAGUUUAAUGGCCAAUGUAACUAAACGUAAGAAGAGGAUAUCUCGUGUUAUUUGUAAAUGCUGAAUCGAUAAUACUGCAUACUACGCAACUUGGAGCAUUUCAUUCAUUGAGUUCCACUUGUGUAUAUGAGCAAACACAUAAAAUUUCUGCAAAUUACCAGAGUAAUAUUACAAAUGUAAAUAUAAUGUGUUACUAGAAAGAAAUUUGAGCAGCGUUUGUCCUUUGUAUCGGUCGUGUUCUACAUAUCGCGAUGAAGAUUCAUAUGUUGAUAAACAUAUAAUUAUUGAUUUAAUAUUUAUUUUUUUUACAAUUAUAGAUAAAAUAAUUUGUUUUAUUACUCUGGAUAUAUCGAAACAAAUUUUGCACAAAUGUCAAAAUAAUGUGCUUCAAAGCAAUAAUAUUCCUAGGCGUUACAGUAAUAACAGUUUAGGCUGUUGCAUAUAUAUGUAAACACAUAUACUUUCUCUUGUAUUUGAUAUUUGUAGCUGUAUGUGCAUAUUAAUGACUCACGUUACGUAAAUAUUCACCACUAAUAUGCACGCACAUUCUACGCUCACGAGUUGAAAACAAUUGAUACAAUAAUGUAUCGUUUUGUUUCUUGUAAAUAGCUAGGUAUCGUAAUGUAUAAGUGUAAAUACUGUAGAACUGUUUGUUGGCAAAAACUUCAACGCAACCUAGGUAUUAAGCGACGUUAAAAUUUAAUGACAUAUACCUUUUGGAUAAAAAUUAAUUACUGAUUGAAUAGCGCAAUGUUUUGUAUAUUUGUAUAUCUAAUUUAAUGAUUUAAUAAUAAAUUACUCUCUUUGCUCGAUUGUUCA
Hylaeus volcanicus is the source of this 12945-nucleotide messenger RNA. RefSeq lists its product as uncharacterized. Gene Ontology annotation, molecular function: protein binding; guanyl-nucleotide exchange factor activity. Lineage: Eukaryota; Metazoa; Arthropoda; Insecta; Hymenoptera; Colletidae. Bases 3434 to 9916 code for a protein of 2160 amino acids. Gene Ontology annotation, biological process: intracellular signal transduction. The transcript has 21 exons. The record is from RefSeq and is a predicted model, not a curated record. Gene Ontology annotation, cellular component: cytoplasm.